This is a messenger RNA of Solanum dulcamara, 1064 nucleotides long. RefSeq names its product heavy metal-associated isoprenylated plant protein 26. Bases 396 to 881 code for a protein of 161 amino acids. The transcript is spliced from 2 exons. Lineage: Eukaryota; Viridiplantae; Streptophyta; Magnoliopsida; Solanales; Solanaceae. Gene Ontology annotation, molecular function: metal ion binding. The record is from RefSeq and is a predicted model, not a curated record.
GGUUGGAGUGGACAGAGUCGCAGGCUGUUAAGACUGUGAUGACAUUUGAUUUUCAUCAUUAACCGCGUAAAUGACAUAAACCAUUUUAUUUUUUUGGGUUGCUACAAGAGAGGAUAAGGCUAAGAUUCUCAGUAGAUGAAGUACAUGACCAAUGUAGGGACCCCAGAAUUGCCACAUAUGGUUCCGCCUGCACGGCACCACCCAUGGCUUUUUAACCCGUGGCUUAUUUGUAGAAGCUGCACGUACAAAUCAAUUGUUGAUAAGCUGCUGCCCCUACUUACAUAUAUUCUUAUAAUAAAACCGUCUUGGUUAUUGUCCAUAUACUAGUACUAGUAUUUGUUACGUUGCCAAAACUAAUUAACAGUACGUACUUGCUGAUUUGUGCGCAACAGGAAAUGGGUUUUCUAGAUCAUCUUUCUGAGCUAUUCGAAUUCCAUCGAGGCACCAGCAGAAGGAAGCUCAGCAAACUUAGAAGAAAUCAACUUGAGCUAGUGGAGAUAAGAGUGAAAAUGGACUGCGAAGGAUGCGAAAGGAGGGUGAGGAAGUCGGUAGAAGGGAUGAGAGGGGUGACGAAAGUAGAAGUGGAGCCAAAGAAGCACAAGCUGACAGUAACUGGCUAUGUUGAUCCAGAUAAAGUAUUGCGAAGAGUAAGACAUCGUACGGGAAAGAAGGCUGAAUUUUGGCCAUACGUUCCUUACGAUCUGGUGGAUCAUCCUUACGUGCGCGGCGUGUAUGAUAAGAAGGCUCCGGCUGGAUACGUCCGCAACGUCUAUGAUAACGCUAACCCGCAGGUUUCGAGUCUUGCGAGGGCGAGCUCCACGGAAGUCAACUAUAUUACUGCCUUUAGUGAUGAAAAUCCUCAGGCGUGCAUGAUUAUGUAAGAAAAGAUCAAUUUAGCAAUAGAGGUACAAAAACUAGUACUACUUAAUUUCUUACUGUAGAUUAGGGAGUGUGUGGAUUUUAAACCCCGCAGCUGCUAGUCAUGCGUGCAAUAAAUUAACUAGUACGAUUGUUAAUUAAGCUCUACUUAUUUUGUAGUAUAUAAAUAUGAUGACAGUUGUAUA